Molecule: messenger RNA, 548 nt
Organism: Dacryopinax primogenitus
Lineage: Eukaryota; Fungi; Basidiomycota; Dacrymycetes; Dacrymycetales; Dacrymycetaceae
Product: ribosomal protein L32e
Exons: 3
Coding region: 45-431 (128 amino acids)
Biological process (GO): translation
Cellular component (GO): cytosolic large ribosomal subunit; ribosome
Molecular function (GO): structural constituent of ribosome
Source: RefSeq, a predicted model, not a curated record
GUCCCAGUCAAGGUCGCUCGACACCGUCCCUCACGACACCAAAAAUGGCCGCCUCCAUCCCUAUCAUCAAGAAGAGGACAAAGCGCUUCAAGCGCCACCAGUCCGACCGCUACAAGUCCGUCAAGGAGGCAUGGCGCAAGCCCAAGGGUAUCGACAACCGUGUCCGUAGGCGAUUCAAGGGCCAGCUGCCGAUGCCCAAAAUUGGUUACGGCUCCAACAAGAAGACCCGUCAUCUCCUCCCCAAUGGCCUCAAGAAGAUGCUCGUCCACAACGUGCGCGAGGUGGACAUCCUCCUGAUGCACAACAAGACGUUCGCUGUUGAGGUUGCACAUGGUGUGAGCAGCAAGAACCGGGUGGGGAUCAUCGAUCGGGCAAAGGCGCUGGGGCUGAAGGUCACCAACGCGUCCGCACGGUUAAGGAGUGAGGAGUAGAGUGUGGGCAUUCAGGAUGAUAUUUCUGUCUGUGCGCUGUAUCUGGAGGUGUUCGAGCAGCCUGAUGUAUGGGACACGCUAUGCGUAAUAUGAUCGCAUGCUGCCUGACCACCUUCA